Adelges cooleyi (spruce gall adelgid) is the source of this 1762-nucleotide messenger RNA. RefSeq names its product facilitated trehalose transporter Tret1-like. Gene Ontology annotation, molecular function: transmembrane transporter activity. The transcript has 7 exons. The record is from RefSeq and is a predicted model, not a curated record. NCBI's taxonomy places the organism in Eukaryota, Metazoa, Arthropoda, Insecta, Hemiptera, Adelgidae. The coding region runs from base 238 to 1671 and encodes 477 amino acids. Gene Ontology annotation, biological process: transmembrane transport. Gene Ontology annotation, cellular component: membrane.
AGUCGGUCGGCUCAGUACGGUAUGGAGAACCGCAGUCAACAACAGCUGCAUACGAAAGACACUAGAUAACAAUUUAAGAAGAAAAUAAUCGCUAUUUAAAUACCUAACGCAUUGUAAUCAUUAAAUAAACAUUUUCCGUUAAUUGUUGUACUUUUUUUGUCACGAUGGAUGUGUAAUAUUGCCAUACGAUACCGAAAAAAUUAAUUAGUGCAUUUCAAAUUCAUCUCGACCGGUCAAAUGGUUUUCGGCGAAAAACAUCCGUUGCUCGCUAACGGCAAACUUAGUGGCAAAAAUGAUUCGUCCUGCCGUCCUCUGUUGGCAAGUUUUGUCGCUUCCAUACUGUCGUUCGCUUCGGGUACGGUGGUCGCCGGAUGGUCGGCUCCCGCAAAUCCUUCGGUAGUAGGCGAAACCAUAUUUAUGCUGACCAAGGCAGAGUCUUCGUGGGUAGUUUCGAUUUACGUUAUAGGAUCGUUGGUUGGAGCUUUACCGACCGGUUACAUGUCGCAGUCGAUUGGCCGGAAAAAAUUUCUUCUACUGCUCGCCAUUCCAAUGUCACUCGGAUGGGCUCUUAUCAUGGCGUUCGACGACAAUGUGAACAUAAUUUACACCGGCCGACUCCUGUGUGGUUUGGCAGUGGGAGCAAUUACCGUGGCCGUACCUUUGUACAAUCAAGAGAUAGCCUCUGACGCUUGCCGUGGCCGAGGAGGAGUGUUUUUGGAUUUUAUGUUGUGUGUGGGAAUAUUGUACUCGUACAUGAUCAGCGCGGUCGUCGGGCUGUCUAUGUUUUCGUUGACUUGCAGUCUUAUACCCGUCGUGUUCGCCAUCCUGUUUGCGUUCAUGCCGGAAUCGCCGGCUUACCUGUACCACGCGGGCCGCUACGAAGAGGCCAGAACUUCUCUGAAGUGGCUGUACGGUGAAGAUUUCGACGUCAUGGCGCAGUUUGAUACCUACGCGAAAAUUCGAGGUGAAAUCGACAACGCCUCUCGUGUGGCGUCAACCGAUAUAAACGGGUUUUACUCAAAACGAAUUUAUGCUAAAGCCAUCGUCCUGUCGAUCGCUCUUGUCACUAUUCAAAGACUGUCUGGAGCCGGAGCCAUCAUACAAUAUAUUGUGAAAUUGUUCAAAAUAUCUGGAUCCAGUAUCGAACCCAGUACAGCAUCUAUAAUAACUGGCACGUUCCAAGUUCUAGCUUCUGGCGCCUCCAUCUUGUUGGUCGACAGAGUAGGUCGGAGGAAAUUACUGCUCGCCUCGUCGUCAGUAGUGGUCGUGUGUCUUGCAAUGCUCACUUUGUACUUUUAUUGCUUGAAAAUAGGAUUGCUGGCCAAUUCGUUCUUGAAAAUAAUGCCGGUAUUCAUCGUAUGCACGUACAUUUCAUUUUUCAGGCUUGGCCUGGGGCCCAUACCUUGGUUCAUGACCAGUGAACUGUUGGGAUCGGAGCGGGAAAAUAUUGCACAGUCAAUUUUGUCAUCAUACUCUUGGACUCUUUCGUUUUUUAUCAUGAAAACAUUCGUUCCUUUUGUCGACAAUUGGCCGAUCGCUCUGUGGUUAGGUUACACAGUCAUCUCGGUCGUCGGUUUUGUUAUUAUACUGUUCUUCAUACCCGAAACCAACAACAAAAACCAAGAACAGAUACAACAAGCACUGACAAAACUUAAUCAAUGGUCCUCUUAAGUUUAAAAUAAUUUAAAAAUCAAACUACCUAUUGUAAAUAUAUUUUAUUAUAUUAUCUACGUUAAAAUAAAAACCUAUUAUAUUUAAUGUA